UGCUUCUCUCACAGCAUCCAUUUCACGGAGACUCCAGCUCGCAGCGGAGGACACGGUGCGCAUUUCUCUGAACCACGGAGCUGCUCUCUCCUCAACUCCGUUACCUAGAGCGGCUGGCGGGCGGAGCGACACUUUUCCUUGCGUUUAUCCACACUAUUUCGAGCCCGUUUCCUUGGAGCAAAGAGGAGAUUCUGCAUCCUGUUUGUGGAAUUUGCAGCUCAACGGAAUAUCUGACGGUUCAAGUUUUCUUGGAAGUUGCGCAGUGACUGAAAAUGAGGGGCAUUUGUGGCUAUUUGGCGAUUCCUGGGAAAUGCCUUGUGGUCCUCGGACUUAAAUUGUUAUUCCUUGUACCUGCAGGAGUUCCAGCCAGAACCGGAGAUUCAGUAUUAAAGGACAACAUCACCGUCAGACAGGGGGACAGCGCCGUCUUAAAAUGCAACGUAGAUAGCAAAGUAUCUCGAGUGGCCUGGCUCAACCGCACCACCAUUCUCUUCGCAGGAAGUGAGAAGUGGUCUCUGGACCCUCGCGUCAUCCUGAUGGAAAACACAGCAGUCACAGAGUACAGCAUCAUGAUCCAAAAUGUUGACAUCCAUGACGAGGGACCCUACGUCUGCUCCAUCCUCACAAACAAGAAACCAAAAUCCACAAAAGUGCAUCUCAUCGUUCAAGUACCCGCCAAGAUCACCAACAUAUCGAAGGACGUCACGGUGAACGAGGGCAGCAAUGUCAAUCUGAUGUGUCUGGCGGUCGGCCGACCCGAGGCCAACAUCAUAUGGAAGCAUCAUUCCCCAAGUGGCACUCAUACAUUUGUGACGGAGGGGGAACAUCUGGAGCUGACAGCCAUCACCAAAGAGCAGUCAGGGUCGUACGAGUGCAUCGCUUCCAAUGACAUUUCCAGCCCUGACAUCAGGACUGUGCAAGUCACAGUCAACUAUCCUCCCUUCAUUUCUAAAGCGAGGAGUACGGGUACUGCAGUCGGACAAAAAGGAGUCCUGCAAUGCGAAGCCUCUGCUGUUCCGAGGGCAGAUUUCGAGUGGUACAAAGAAGACAGCAGGCUUUCCAAUGGACUGAACGGUGUUAAGAUAGAGAAUCAAGGUAAACAGUCCAUGCUCGUCUUCUUCAACGUCUCAGAAGAGGACUAUGGGAACUACACGUGUGUUGCAGUGAACAACAUGGGAAUCACUAACGCCAGCAUAAUCCUUUAUGGUCCUGGGGCCAUGCACGAUGUGAAUGGGGCUGCCGUCCUGCCCCGGGUCUCGGUUUUCCUCCUGCUGACGGUAACCUCACUCUACCUGCUGAGGUUCUGAUGUGAGAGGAACAACCUGCAAGCUCCUCUCAGCACUGAGCGGCAAGAACAGACUAUUAGUCCUUCAAGAAGAACAGGAAGUUAAGAGUGCCAGUGGUUGCUUCUUAGUUUUCUUUCUCUUUUUCUUUCUGGCUUUGCAUCAGAGUCUGUUCUCUGUACGCUCGCCAAGAGUGAGAGGCAUCAAUCGGAUGAAGGGAAAUUUGAAUCAUGCACUAAUAUGAUGAUGAUGAUGAUGUUAGAACUACUGAGUUUGUGUCCCCCCCCAAUCCUUUUUGUAUGUGAAAAGGGAAAAAUAAGAAAAAAUAUGUGUAACUGUUGAUAGUUGACUGUUUAUUGCUAUUGCUAAUAUUGAAGUGUACAUUCAGAUUAUUAUAAUUAUUAUUAUUAUUAUUAUUAUUAUUAUUAUUAUUAUUAUAAUUAUUAUUGUGUCAUGUCCGGUUCAAUAUCUGUACAAUACCAUUAAGCUUUUUUUAAGUAAAUGACAAAAAAAGUAAAAAAUGCAAUGUGGUUGAUGAAUUUUACUGUAUUUUUACAGUUGUAUGCAAAACAGAGUAACAGGUCCUUCAUGAUAAACACUUCAGACUAAUAAAUGGUAAACCUUGAUUUCUCAGGCAAAGUCCCACAGCAUAGUGCAUCCAACCUUUAUUUUUAUCCUUACGUGUGUACAACAUGUACAAACGUGUACAGACAAUUCCUGCACUAUUGUUUUCUGCUUUUCUGAAACACCUGUCAUAGCAGCUUCACGGCAUAUUCACAAAACAAUGAAGCGGUAUCGUCAAACAUGUAUGAUAAGCUUUAUAUGGGGAGAGGUGCUGGUUAGUACUAAGUAUAAAGUCGAUUAACAUACAGAUAACCUACACUGAAAAAAACUGAAACGUUGACUUUAAUGAAAUGUAUUAAGUCAAAGGAUUUCACAUAACUGUAUUAGGUUAGUUGAAAGCAAUAAUAUUAAGUUGAACCUAAUAUUUUGGAUUUGAACUAAAUAUUAUUGCCUACCUAAUACAGUUAUGUCAAAUCUGGUGACAUAAUACAUUUAAUUAAAGUCAAUGUCUUAGUGUACAGGUAGUGCUGAUGACAUCAUGGUUAAUUAGCAUCAUGACACUGAGGUGAAGUCUUUACUGCUUUAAACUAAAUUCAUCUAGUCAACUUUUCAGCAGGAUAUUUUUGGCAUUCAAGUAUUGUUUUAAAACAGUAUUUUUUAGUUUUAAGUUAAAUAUCCUACUUUAUUAACACAUGCAUAUUUCAUAAAUGCCCUUUGAGUUUCUCAGGCAGCCACGGUGGUUUUAAUUAUCUCGGUUGACCGCUGGGCUUUUAUGCAAUUUCUUAUCGUAUUCACACAGACCCACAACAGUUUGCAGCUUGUCAUGUGUUUGUUUAUUUAUUUACUAUAAUUUAGCAUUGCUUAACAAUAAAUACAAUUUCAAAUAUCAAUGAAAAUGCAUUCAAUCACCACGGUAGGGUCAAGUCAAAAACCAAAAUGCAUAUGGGAGUUAGUUUGUUUGUUAUCUUUUCACAUAUUGUGUUGUAUAUGUUCAAUGACAUGACAUUAGAUUUACUGAUAAGAUAAACAGCUUUUUUUUGUUUAAGUUAUUAAAUUAAAAGUGUAGCUUGUAUAAAAAAAUAAACAUGUGUGCGCAUUUGGAUGGAUAACUCAGUAAAACUCUGGCAUUAAUAGAUUUGUGUUUAGAAAUGCAAAAGAAGGAACAAAAUCAGACGUGGCUUUCUUUAGUUUGCAUGUUAUCAUACCAAUACAUUUAAACAUCAGUACACCAGAAAACAGCAGUUUAAUCAUAUUUAUCACCUAAGUAUUAAAAUGUAAAGUGGUGGAGAAGCAGGGUGAACGCCCUUGAUUUAAAACUCCUUCCAUUUAUAAAAUCUGGGGGGGAGUGGGUGUUUUUGACAUUUUUCCACAUUUGACUCCAGUCCACUCCCAGGCCUCCGAUGACACCAGACUACUUCAUGAAUAACAAGGCAGCAGAGUCAACUUGAAUAAUGAUGAAUGUACCGCGCAGCUGCUAUGAAGCUUUUUUCAGGUGUUAUGAAUGUCUGCUUUUAACCUGGUUUGCAGAAGCUGUUCCCGGGACUGCAGAGUGAUCGAUGUGUUCUGUGGGCAGCAGAUGCAUUUUUAAGGGAGGUUUUUUUAGUCUGCCUCGGACAGAAAUGUACAGUGGUGAGAAUAUACUUAAAGCACAAGUGAUUGAUAAUGUGAUGUUCUGCUAUUGUCCAGUUCACUCCUGUGCAUACGUAUGAGUAAGAAAUGUGUUGAAGACAAAACAACAGGGAGGAGGUCGAUGUAUGUGGGAAUGCUUUCGUUGUACUCACAUGUUCAGUUAUGUGCUCGUGAUGAUGGUAAACAGUCAGCUGCAGAUUUUUUCACAGGAUGUGAUUUCACUUUUUAUGGGUUUGCAAAAGGCAGAUGAGACAGAUGCUAAAGUUAAGGGUUAUAUAAACCUUUCCAUCCCAGACAGGUUAACAUGAUCAGUACUGAUGUCAAUAACCUUGAAUCAAUUCCCGAAACCCCCAUUAAAAGAUAACUAAUACUGGAA
Molecule: messenger RNA, 3852 nt
Organism: Eleginops maclovinus (Patagonian blennie)
Lineage: Eukaryota; Metazoa; Chordata; Actinopteri; Perciformes; Eleginopidae
Gene: opcml
Product: opioid binding protein/cell adhesion molecule-like
Exons: 7
Coding region: 273-1307 (344 amino acids)
Source: RefSeq, a predicted model, not a curated record